AUGGGAGAAGAAGAAGGAGGAGAGAGGGGGGGUGGCGGCGAGCGAGGCUGGUCCGUAUGGGAACUGGUUCAGAUUAACUUUCUGCCAAUCGGUGGAAACCCAACCAGGAAGAGCACGCACACAUCGCACAGGCAGCGCCACCGAACGUCCCCUCUCUCUUCUCCCCGCUUCACUCCUACCCAGCUCUCCCAGUUACGGAGCUCUGCCAUCGCACCAGUCCGACUCCGUCUCUCCUCCCCUCCCCAGCCCUCCCACACCCCCACCCGCUCGCUCUUCCCCGACUAUCCGUCCGUUUGUCCGUCCUUCCCCGCAGAUUUGUUCGACGGUUCCCGGCUCUGCUGGAGGAAGCGUGGCGGCGAGCCGAAAAUGUACCCUUUGCGAGGGAGGGCUGGGAAUUCAGAAAGUGAAGGACUCAGCUGCCAUGUCCUCCUGACCCGACUGGAGGAAAACAUUCGUGAAAAGCAGAGGUCUAAGGAAAGUAAAGGAAAGGAUGGCCGCGGACGAUUAUCUCACAAAUCCAAGUCCAAAAAAAGGAAAAGCAGUGACGGAAAAGAGGAGAAGUCGUCACCAAAAAACAAAUUAAAAUCAUGCAGUGGAAGUUAUAGCAAAGGUAUUCGGUUGGGAGUCUUUCAGCCACGCAAGCGGAGACUGGCUUCUCUCAAUGCUGAGGCGGUAAACAGCCUGCUACUAGAAAGAGCCACUGAUCCCCAACCAGCAGCCAAACAGGCCAAGAGACAGGAGGAACCCAUAAAUGCAGGGGCUUUCCUGGAUGCAGAUCCAGCGAGAGGUGGUGUCUGCGGAGGUCUUAAGGCUUUGCGAGGGACCAACACUAAAGGCUCCACAUCUCAUGAACUUGAAGCGCACCAAAGCUCUAAGCCUGCCAAGAGGGCCAAAGUUAGCCGAGGGGAUGAAAGUUUGGGGAUGAGUCAGGAGUGCCUUGACGCUCCUGCACCCAGACGGUUGGCUGGACUUAAUGCCGCAGCCCUGCUGAAGCUAACCAGCUCCUCUGCUACCAGUAAACAAAGAGCAAAGGCUGCACCCACUGCUAUUGUUACUUCAGACUGCAAGGCUCCCGUCGUGGGCUCGACCCAAAAGUCGCACUCGAGGGCCAAACUUCAGCACAAGGGACUCACACAAAAGCAGAAGGGGAAAAAGAUCCCCCCCCUGCACAGUGGCUGCACAGCUUGCAAGAAGGCGGGCUUUGAGCCAAAGGUGGAGUGGGAAACGGGUGGCUGCACCCAUCGACUGACAAAACCGGGCUACCAGUCACGCAGUAUGCUAGCAUACCCACUGAAGAAAGUGAAAGAGGAACAGCUGGAGACUGAGCUGAGCCCGUACUACUGCUUUCCUGCAGAGCGCUCAAUGGACUACUGUCACGGCUUGGCCUUCUUUUUAGGCCAGCAACCCUACGGAGAAUCAGACGAUCAGCCACUUAACUCAGCCAUGAGCCCUGUGAAGCGCGAGUGCCUAGUAACCUCACCAUCGCUGACACAUUCCCUACCACACACGGCGCUCACCCUGAGCCCUCACCCCUGCCUCUGCACCGCCGACCAUUGCUUCUCCAGCUAUUACGUCCACAUCGCCCACCCCACACACACUGGAACAACUUCAGCCACCAUGGCCCCGCGACCUCUGAACUUGCCCCCAUCUAGUUUGUGCCCUAGUCGAAUGAGCGGCUCCAAGCUGCUGGGGCAGCAGGUGUCACAUCCGUCGGGACUAGCCCACCCCGCCUACUGCAAUUCUGUGGCUUCACCCUGUUACGGUGACGCCUGCGGGAUUAGUGGGUAUACCUACAGAGCGAUGGCUCCUGUCACCAGCAGGGGUUGCUCUUUUAGCACAGGAUGCAGUGGAUGCACGCACAAUAUCAAAACAGAGGGUUACCCCUCCCCUCAGGGUGAUCACAACCCUUCCCUUCUGGUUCCCCCCACCAUGCCCAUGUCCAGCUGCCCUCUGUCCAGCGUGCCCACUUCCACGCAGACUAAACCCCACCUACUGAACCACCUGUCUGGACGAGACCAACCCCAGGCUAGGCUAAGGCUAGCCAAGGAGUGCCCAAAGAGCACCAAGCCCUCCGGUGACUCUCUGUCUGUGGGCCGCGCACAGCUAUCGACAAAGGAGUCGCCAUCUGUGCCAAGCCUCAGCAGCACCAAACAAAAGAGGGUCAGCCGCAGACGCGCCACUAAUGGCUGGCUACCUGUUGGGAUGCCCACAGAGAGGGAGGUCUUCAUCGCGAAUGAGAUUUUCGCCUCUCGGCAUCAGGAUGAAAAUAGCGUGGCCUGCAUAGAAGACAGAUGCUACGUUCUCCCACUAGCCCAGUACUGUAGAUUUUGUGCCUUGGUGAAGCGGCGUGCUGAAGGUGCCCCGCCUGGCAGUGCCAGCAUGGUGCCCUGCCGCCCCGACUUUGCCCCUCCUUCCCACCGCUGUGUGCCCACAGACGUCGACCCCGAGUUGGUGUAUCUCUGCCGGCACGUCUACGAUUUCCGUUACGGUCGCAUCUUGAAGAAUCUGCAGUAGAGGGUGGAGGGCUGUUGCACCUUUUGAAUUAAUCGUCAAUGAAGCACCGCCCCGUCCCGCACAAAGAAGAGGGAGUGAAGGGGGCUGAGGGACUUUUUUUUGUUUUGUUUUGUUUUGUUUUUAUCCAGUGAGCACCUCACAAUCAGAGGGAAGGGGGUGGCGAUGGGGUGAGGUCGUCUAUUGCGCCAAUAAGAAGCACAGAUCCCUUUAGCUGGAAUGUGGUAGACAGAGCACCAAUGUUUUCCGGUUUUGGUUUUGGAAGAGAAAGGAGUGAUAAUUCAUUCUUCAGAUCAGAUUUUUUAAUUUUUAAAAGCUUCCACCACACUCUGAGGUUUCAGCCUCCAAUCGCUUCCCUGCCAGAAUUGCUGAACGCCAAGCCGAGCCGGGCUGCUGUCAGGACUGUGUUUCCCCUCAAGCGUCUUAGCACAACAAUCAUGUUUGUUCCAUUUGUAAGCCAGUGGCUCAGGGAUGGUCCGGCACAGAGGCGCUGCCGGGGAACACAGGCCCGCGCUGUCCGCUCGGCGUUAACGGUGCUCAAGCAGCGAGAGCGAAGGCGCAGCUAAUAGAGAGUGUCGUCUCAUUUCUCCCGAUUUCGAACCCGCGCGAGUCCGCGCGUGCGUGUCAGAGAGAAUGGAGAGCGAGUGUGACUCCGGGGUGAAUGGAUAACUGUCGCCAUGUGUGAUGUUUUGGUUUUGGUUCGGUUUUUUUAAGGAAGCUUUCAGGCAAUCAAAACCAAAACAAGCAGCUUUAGAGAAAGCGGAGCUUCCUUCUCUUCUCCUGACACUGACCGAAACCUUUUCAUCUCAAGUGACGAGCUAAAACUAAAACGAUUGCACCUGAACGGGGUUCGUGAGACAGUCCUUUCCCUACUAGACUCCAGCGAACUAGAGCGGGGCUCUUUUAACUUUGUUUAGUACGGACCAGUGACACUAAAAUGUCUCGCGAUCGAUUCGAACCAGUAAAAAAAAAGAAACACACGUGGGUGAAAGAUGUCGAAGAAAACUGUAAUCUCAGCUACUUGAAGAAGAGGCUCCCUUAUGGGGUUUUUUGGUGGUGUCGUGUAUACUCUCACAUUCACUCCUGUGACUUGCCUUAUGACUUGCAGGGAGAGCUUCAGGCAGCUACGUCUCGCCACAUCAAACACUGAAGCGGUAGAACAGGGUGCACCUGCAGUCCUUGGAAGUAGGGUUCGGUUCAGUCUACGCGGCUCUCUUACAAACAGUAAAAGGUCUGAAAAUAGUGGAGAACAUCUUUUGUACAUUUUUACAGCAAAAGGUUGCGUUGGCUGUUCGCUCGGCAAAGAGAAAAAGCAUGAAUUUGUCAGCUUAGAUGUGACGCGCUUAGCAUUCGUGCACCCUCUCUCCUAAAGAAAGGCGGAUGACUUUAGCUCCCGAUUGUUUUUCUGAUCGCCGAUACAGCUCAAUACCCCGUCUCUGCCAAGAUAAACCAAAGGAUGUCUCACGCAAGCCAGAAUUCGCGUCUCCACCCUCACUCCUCUCCGUCAGCGCUUCUAGUCCUCACUUCCUUGUUCUAUUGCACUAAUCCAUUCCUUAAUUACUACACAUGCGUUCAACUUCCAGCUACUUAAUAUUGACGCCGGGUGGGGUGGGGCUCACUGUAUAUCAUUUCUUUGUGUGUGUGUGUGUGUGUGUGUGUGUGUGUGUCUUUUUUGUACCUUUGUAGAAGGAAACCGUGAGGAUGUCGUGGCUGCUUUUGUCAGUGCAAACUGUGUAUUUCUAUUACUUAACCAGUAGAGGAGUCAAGUCAGCCAGCCAGCGUGUUUGUCAUAUAACCCGAUGCUCGACAUGUUGAAUCAUGGGAUAUCGCUCGAGUCAUUCCAUCCGAUUUGUCAGUCAGCUCUAACGUACCUAUAUAAUUAUACAGUAUAUAUAUAUACAUGUAUGUAUCCACACUGUCAAUGUGAUUAGAGUUCAAAUAGGCAUCUGGAUGGAGGCCCGACCCACUGUGCGGGCAGACGUAGCACCAAGCUGGAGGGCGUUCGGGUGGAGGUUCGGAGGGGCAGGUGGGCUAUUUUGAUACUUUGUUGUGGCGGGUUUCUGACCAGACUCUUCUAUCGCCUUAACCUCGCAAGCAUUUUUUUUUUUGGCUUGUGAGUGGUGGCGGAGUGCGCGAUCGUGUACCUUUAACGGCAUCAAGAGUAACCAGCUGCUUUCCCACGCAGCAGACGCCCCGUCCUUCAACGUUGGGUAAAGCCUGCGAAAGUUUUGACACGCUAAAGCCAUCCUGAACUUUUUUUCUCUAUUUGAGCCACACGAGUCGUGACCCAAGACAAAAAUCCAAUCCUGAUUAUUGGGAGGUUUUUGCUUUUAAGUUGUUAUUAUUUCUAUUAAUCCCCAGAUUCUUCAAAGAGGUAAUAUAAAUAGAUAUAUUCUCCUACUUUACGAUUUCUCCUUAUUAGGGAUAUUUUAUUAUGUCAGUUUCCUAAGAUGGUGUAUGCAGUAUAUUUUUAGACUUGCUAUUUUUGGAAAAUGAACGUAACUAAUCAAGAGGAUAUGCAUUAUUUUUCUGUUUAUUUCAGGUGAGUUUCAAAAACAAUGAAAUGUUAAUUGAAAUUUGACCAAAUGGGGAAAAAAAUAAUAAUAAUGGGGACUGAUGUAUGACCUGAGGUUGGAGAUAAUAGGCCAAUGGAAAUCUCCCAUCCAGCCAACUUCUAAUGAAGUGUAGAUAUUUGAAUCCAGGAAGCACCGGGCACUCUUUAAACAGACAGCCAAUGCACAGUGUAGUAUU
Messenger RNA from Neolamprologus brichardi, 5262 nucleotides. The record is from RefSeq and is a predicted model, not a curated record. Lineage: Eukaryota; Metazoa; Chordata; Actinopteri; Cichliformes; Cichlidae.